Hermetia illucens (black soldier fly) is the source of this 2154-nucleotide messenger RNA. RefSeq names its product serine/threonine-protein kinase pelle (gene pll). Bases 355 to 1779 code for a protein of 474 amino acids. NCBI's taxonomy places the organism in Eukaryota, Metazoa, Arthropoda, Insecta, Diptera, Stratiomyidae. The transcript has 4 exons. The record is from RefSeq and is a predicted model, not a curated record. Gene Ontology annotation, molecular function: protein kinase activity; ATP binding; protein binding. Gene Ontology annotation, biological process: signal transduction; protein phosphorylation.
CAGACCGCUCAAAGUUGCUCACUUGUUGUUAUCGCUGGCUAUCGGUCUUGGAAAAGCUUCGCGUAGUGAACAUUCGUAGCGUGGAUGCAGCAUUUGACAUUUCUAUCGCUUUUCACUUUAACUUCUCCCCAAGUAGAUUCAGUAUUCAGUCGAGUCUAUCUGUCUGGGAAAACCAAAAUAUCUUUCUCCAUAUGAACGGAAAUUUUGCAGUUUGUCAUGUAAUCGUAAGCGUAAAGGGAUAUGUGUUGACUUGGAUUGGACAAAGUGAACCGUCGUCUAAAGAUUGUUACUAGUUGAUAAAUCUGGAUUUUUGCAUACAAUAAUCGAGGAAAAGUGAAGUAUUUUGUAAACAAAAUGAGUUCCGCCGGUAAUUCAACUACGAGGACCAGCAGCGAGCCCAUCAAGGAUAUGUAUCUCUACGAAAUCCCCUCACCGGAAAGACAUGCACUAUGCACGAUUCUAGAUGAAAUGGAUGUUUGGGCUGACCUGGCUGUAAAUCAUAUGGGGUAUCGAAAAGAAGAUCUACAGAGCAUCAGGAGAGCCAUCCAACUUGGGGCAUCACCGACUGAUGAGCUACUGGCAAUGUGGGGCAACUUGAAUCACACAAUCACAGAACUCUUCAUCCUUCUAUACCGGAUGCAACAAUAUGGAGCCAUGGACGCAAUACGAAAUCUAGUAGACAAGAAAUACCAUCGACUGAUAAUGUCCGGUCAACCAGAUCUCAGCAAACUAAUAGCAAAUAGCAAUGGGUCAAAGAAGAUUUUGAACUGUCCCUCAUCUCAAAUGCUUAGCGACUCAAAUAAUUUAAGUACGACCACAUCUAUAAGUGACGAAUCUAGCAAGAUAACAUCCAAAUCAAUGGAUAUGAGAGAUGCACGCCACUAUGCCAGCACGAUUCCACGAAUAGACUACGCAGAGUUGGCAGUGGCAACAAUGGACUGGAAUGACAGGAAUAUUUUGGGGAAAGGUGGUUUUGGCACAGUGUUUAAGGGUAUGUGGAAGCUUACUGAAGUUGCUAUUAAACGAAUUGAAUAUCGCGGGACGGGGACAAGGGAAGCCCAUAAGAUACAAGUUCAGCAAAGUUUGAAUGAAUUGAAACAUUUGAAUUCAUGCCGGCAUGAUAAUAUCUUGCCGUUGUAUGGCUACAGCAUUAAUGGAGAUGAACCCUGUCUAGUCUACCAAUUCAUGGCUGGAGGGUCAUUGGAGCAGAGAUUAACUUCGAAAAAAUUCGUACCUCUAAAUUGCCAGCAACGACUGAAUAUUGCCCAAGGGACUGCAAGAGGUUUGCAAUAUCUUCACACAUUCCGUGAGAAGCCUCUCAUUCACGGGGACAUCAAACCAGCUAAUAUUCUUCUAGACCCUUGCAAUCAACCUAAAAUCGGAGACUUUGGACUAGCACGCGAAGGACCAAAUGCUUUGAAUUCAUCUAUGGAAGUGUCACGUGUUUAUGGAACUAAACCAUAUCUGCCAGGCGAAUUCCUCGGUUACAAGAGUCUCAGCACAAAAGUUGAUACCUACAGCUUUGGAGUUGUUCUUUUGGAAUUAGUGACCGGGCUACGGGCAUAUGAUAAAAAUCGGGAACAUAAAUUUCUAACAAAGCACAUGAUGGCCAUGCCUAAUUCAACCGCUGAAACAUUAAUCGAUAGAAACUUGAUAGUGGAUCCCGAAACAGAAAAAAUCUGCCAAAGAAUAAUAGUUAUCGGAAAAAGGUGUAUUUCAGAUAGGCCAGAGCAUAGACCGGAAAUGUCGGAAGUUUACAAUGACUUGCUUGCCGAGUAGCCUUUAAUUUGAUGACCUGGUUGGUAUGUUAAGGUCUCCAAGCUACCUCAUGGUGUGUUAUAGAUUCAGGAAAGUCCAGAUUGACUAGUCCAUACUACAAAAAUGGGAGUUGAAAUUUGUCUACACUAUAAGACGAAGAGUGUGAAUCCCUAGUUACUUUGCUUCCUUUUACCGCUGUUAUUUGGUAUCUAGCACACGUCAUUAGGUCCAAACUUCGUUAACUACUAAUUUAAGACUAUGCGGUCCAAUUUUAAGCACACGAAUUCGCAUAAUAUUCUCGCUUUCUCUGACACUAUUUAUGUUUUGUAUAUUACAAAAUGUGGUCUUUUAAUUUUAAUGUAUCAUAGAAAAUAAUAAUAAUAUUGAUAGCGCGCA